ACUCGGAGUCAAGCAGCGGGCAACAGGUGGUUGCAAGCAGUCAGCAGCUGCAAUCCAAACAAGAAACAAUGGUGUCAGACAGUGGCCAUAAUUUGCAAUACGGCGAUAAAAACCAUGAAAAUGAAGAAGAAGAAUUUCCGAGGUACACAACCAAAGAACUGAGGGCUCACUUUGAAAGAACCAUAGAGGAAGCAGCGCCGCACAAACCAAUGAAGACUGGACGUGACAGCAAUCGGUCAAAGGGGUCCUCCCAUGUGACCCAGACCAACACAGUGACUAAUGAGGUGCACCAAGAGUCAGGAGUCAAAGCGGCGGACGACACACCCGACGCCGAGAUAGACGACGAGGACUUUCCGCCGCCGCCGCCGCCAGCCAUUGACGACUUUGAUUACCUUCCGCCGCCACCGCCGGAUUUACUCCAAAUUUCGCCGGGGACUGAAAAUAUUCCUGUCACUCAAUACUCGUCUGAGGAUCCGCAAGGAUCAGUGAACUCGGCCAAACACCUUCUCAGCAAAGAGGCUUACAUCAAACAGAGGAGCAUGUCUGAGCUGAAACGUCUGUACAAGCACAUACAUCCCGGCGUGAGGAAAAAUAUUGAAGAGGAGUUCUACAAUGAAUACAACGGGACGGUAAACAACCAGCAUGUCAGUCAGGCGUACGUGUACAAGGACGAAGCGGACGAGGAAUACGAAUGGGAAGAGAUUCUACCGGGAGAUGUGCAGGCCAGGCGGUGGAUGUUUGAAAAUAAGCCACUCGAUGCCAUCAAGGAUGAAUCUCUGGACGGGAAUGAAGACAAUAACAAGAUCACAGAGAAAGAGAUGAUUCUCGGAAUGGACGUGAGGCGCACGGCGUGGAUGUUCGAGACAAGGCCGAUGGAUGAACUGGGGCCGCGCGAGGCCGACUCGAUGGAGUAUCGGAACAAGGUCAACGAGUUGCACAAGGGAGACGUCCGAGCUGCGGCGUGGUUGUUUGAGACCCAAACGAUGGACAGUUUGAAUAAGCUGCACAACGAAGAGGAGCUCACCAAAGAGGUGGUAUUUACGGAAGAGGACGGGAACGCCACCAUUUACAUGAUUGACACAAAGUACACGCAAGGCCUCGGACACACCGAGACGAUCGAUGAGAGCCAUCUGCUGAGCUUAAGAUCGGUCGUGGAAGAAAUCAAUGAUGAGGAGAAAACCGUAACGAGCACCUUUGACACCCGGUUUGAAUGCUUCAUCAUGGGGCAAUGCGGUCAGAUGCUGGAGAUUAAAUCUGUGCGCAAAGUUGAAACGGAGCUGGAGAGCUCCAUCGCGUCACGUUGGCUUUUUGAUACGCAGCCGCUCGAUGCGAACAAACCUCUUUCGUCUUUUAAGCUGGUGUGUAGUCUCUCCAUGGAAGACACGAACAGAGCGGACUGGGGCCGAUGGUUGUUUGAGAUCAAGACUUUGAAUUCCCUUUCUGAGUUGGAAAGCUCAAAAACCGAGGAGGUAGCGGGGGCGGAUGUACGCAAACAGCGCUUAGUGUUUGAAACCCGACCGACUUACUCUCUGAAGGAUUCAAAUGCCACAACGCAGACCGUUAAUGAAAUCGUCGGGGGUGAUGUUAGAUCGGCAAGAAACUUCUUUGAAAGCAGCCCUCAAACAGAGAGGAAGAACUGCCCCGAGGUUGGAAAACUUAAAACGGCGCCGCUGAACCAAGAAAUAAAAGGUGACGUGAGACAUCAAAAGUGGCGCUUUGAGAGUCAACCUCUGGAGCACAUACGUGACGAGAAGAAAGAGAUAAUUCGCACGGUAAACAUCGAGGAGGACCUCACACAGGAGGAUGGAACAAGUUGCAGAGCAGAUGUUCGUAGGAACUGCUGGAUGUUUGAGACUCAGCCGAUGGACGUCUUAAAAGAUGACUCCAAUAGCCGGCCCUUGACGAAAGAGGAAAUUAUUGCCGGCAGUGUGCAAUCCGCCAGACAGUACUUUGAAAGCGUCCCAACCGAGGAGCCGAAGGAGCUUGCAGAA
Molecule: messenger RNA, 1991 nt
Organism: Hippocampus comes (tiger tail seahorse)
Lineage: Eukaryota; Metazoa; Chordata; Actinopteri; Syngnathiformes; Syngnathidae
Product: xin actin-binding repeat-containing protein 2-like
Exons: 4
Biological process (GO): actin filament organization; actin cytoskeleton organization
Cellular component (GO): focal adhesion; stress fiber
Molecular function (GO): actin filament binding
Source: RefSeq, a predicted model, not a curated record